ACUCUACGAUGAUUGUGUUGUUGUUUAUCGAUGAGUUUGCGAGAGUAUGUGUCAAUUUUUUUUUUGCAGUUCUUAACAUUUGCUUUGCUUAUGUGUCUGUCACAGUGUGAGAGCGUUUAAGAUAUUGUUUGCGUAUUGAUUGAAGCUUGAUUUGAAACAGAAAAACGAAAAAAAAGAUAAAUUAAAAUCUUACUUGGUCAGUUGGGGUAACUUCUAGGGGUUUAUUCAUUAGCGAACAACGCUAGCGAUCAGUCGUCUAAACGGUAAUAAACAUUUUUAUAAGAAAUCUAAAUAAGAAAUUCUCUAAGCAUAAUCAAAAUAAAGUUAAUAUUAAAAAUAAAAGUGUUAAAAAGAAAUCAAAUCAAUUAAAUAAAUAACAAAAAGAAAGCGAAAAAGAAGCGUUUUAGAAAAUUUUCUAAAUUUUACAAGAAAAAUUCUUAAGAAAGUAAUUUGUGUGUAAAAAUUAUAUGUAAAAACACUUGAGAAAAUGAAAGAAUUCGGCAAGUUUUUUUCUCGACGCUAUAGUGCCGUAAACUGUGAUGAUGAACAACAGCAACAUAAUUCUAAUUCCAAUUCUAAUCAACAAGUAACAGUUUUAGCUGGUCUACAAAAUGUUAACUCAAUCAACUCAACUCCCCAGGAAAGACAUAAAAGUCUUCAGGCUCAACGUUCUAUGAAUCCCUGUGGCAUUUUAAAUUCAUUUUUUAAUGAGCGCAAAAAGAACCAUAGAGCACGAUCACCUACCUGUGCAUUUCUACUAUUAGCUGUGGGUAUUUUAGCAAUAUGUACUGCAGUUUUGGUAAAAAUAUUUCAUCCCUACGAUUUGAUAUUCAAAUGGAAACUAAUUAUGGCGGAAGAUGGUGAAAUUUUCAAUUUAUGGGCUCAACCUCCAGUGGAUUUGUAUAUUAAAGUAUAUUUGUUUAAUAUCACCAAUGCUGAAGCUUUUAUGGCUGGACGGGAGAAAAUGAAUGUUGAACAAGUGGGUCCUUAUGUCUACAAAGAACUUAUGACUCAUGAGAAUAUUACGUUUAACGACAACAAUACUGUUUCAACCAAUCCAAGUCAUCCUUUGGUGUGGCAAGAACAUUUGUCAGAAGGAAGACGAGAAGAUGAUGAAGUUGUAAUGGUUAAUAUAGCCAUGUUGGCCAUAUCACAUUUAACAGCCGACAAAUCGUUUUUCGUACGCAUUGGUUUAAAUAGUCUCUUUAUGACUCAGAAUUCGCAACCCAUUGUUCGUAUGACCGCCAGGGAGUUUAUGUUUGGUUAUGCCACCACCUUAACUACAUUGGGUAAUAAGUUCUUACCAAAUUGGAUACAUUUCGAUAAAGUGGGUCUCAUUGAUAGAAUGUACGAUUUUGAUAAUGAUUUUGAAACGUUCCAUACCGGAGUGCCUGAUCCAAGUAUUUCUGGUCUUUAUGCUACCUUUAUGGGUAAAAAGGAUUUGUCCCAUUGGAAGGGAGAUCACUGCAGUAAUAUUGAAAUGGCUUCGGAUGGUGUCAAGUUUCCUAGCUUUAUACAACCCAACGAUUCUCUAAAAUUCUUCAGAAAAAGCAUGUGCCGUCCCAUUAAUUUGUUUAGAAGCGAUGAAGAACGUGUAAAUGUGGGCAGUUUGUCUGGCUACAAAUAUGUGUUUGAAGAAAAUGCUUUGGAUAAUGGUCGCAUUAAUCCCGAAAACAAGUGUUAUUGUAGAAAUGGCUACUGUCAACCUAUUGGUUUAGUUGACGUCACUGAUUGUUAUUACGGUUUCCCUAUUUCAUUGAGUUUGCCACAUUUCAUGGAUGCUGAUCCUGGCCUACAGGAAAAUAUAACUGGUUUAAUACCCAACAAGGAAAAACAUUCAUCAGAAUUUAUAGUACAACCGGAAUCUGGCUUACCUUUGUCGUUGUCGGUUAAAGUACAAAUCAAUAUGCACUUCCAUGAUUUGUCUGCCUAUAGCCGUGUUAAACGUUUUAACCACUUAACCGUGCCCAUGUUAUGGUUUGAAAUUAUGUUGCCUAAACUACCCGAUAGUCUAGAUAAUAAAUUCAACUUUUACAUCAAUUAUUUGCCCUAUAUUGAACCUAUAGGCUUUUGGGGAGGUCUACUAGCCGGCCUCUCUCUACUCAUCUACGCUAUUACACGAGCCACUUUAAAAAUGUCUUCGUUGGCGAAAAAUUCUCAUCUCUUGGAGUUGAACUAUGGUCGUGCCAAUCUUUUACAGAUCAAUCAGAAUGGUGUAUACAAGCCUUGCGAAUUGAAAUUGUUGGAAAAAAAUGAAAAAUCAAACAUCAUCUUAAGUAAUAGCGGCCAUGAAUCAAGCGAUUUGUAUACAGAACUACAACCGACACUCUCCAAACUCCCCAAUAAUAUACGUGCUAAAAGAGGUUCAUUUGCUUUGGAACUAGAGCCAGCUCUAGAAUCUAGUACUGAUUCUAGUUCCUGUGAUGAGGGCAAUGACAGUGAUACCGCCACUUUGACUUUAAGUCGUAACUCAUCAUCAUCGUGUUGCCAUGGCAAUAACAAUUAUUGCGUCAACGAACUAAAGACAGACAGUUCAAAUUCCAAUACAACAACCGAUGAAGAUGACGAUGAUGAUGACGAGGGAGAACAACAGAUUGCCCUUAGCAGUAAUAGUAGCGGCUAUAGAACUUCAACAUCGGAAUCGAAUGGUGAUUCAUUGAAUUUACAAGUUCCCACAAACUCAACAACGCCAAUAAAAUUAACAGCAACAAGUAUUCAAAAAUGAAUACAGGUUACAUUUAAUAAGCUGAAUAUUAGUUGAAUUUAACAAAUUUUCACUUAUACAUACAUCUAAUCUAACAAAAACAUAUCUAAUGUAUAAGACUUUAUUUUAGCACUAAACAAAAAUAAUGGUUAUUUAUACAUAAAUAGAUAAACAAACAAGCAUUUCAUAUAUACAUUAAUACAUCAAGAAAUGAAAGAAAAAAAAAACGAUAUACUGUGAUAAAUUACAAAUAUUCUUCACUUUAUCAUCUUUUUUUUAAGCACAAAUUAUUGUAUGAAUUUUUCGUGGAUUUAUGGGGUCUUUUAAACUUAUAAAGGUUAUGUCUUCUAGUAUUCUUUGUAAUUUUAAUAAAUUCAAAAAAGGCAAAACAAGAUAAAGGGUUAUUAGUGUUUUGCAAUUUUAGCUCAUACUCGUACUAACUACGUUUUAUGUUUUUAAGUUGUCAUAUAUUUUUUAAACAUAAAUAAUCAUAAUCAUUUUUAUAACAAUUAUUAUCAGUAAAUUUCCAUCAAUCAAUCAAACAUACUACCUCUGUGAGGUUUUAACCAAAUGUUCAUAAAAUUAUAUAUUUAUAUAUAUUUUUUAUUUUAAUAUUAAACUACAUAUUCUAAAUUAUUUACAAAAAAAAAUCACAAUAGAUUUUAAACUAUUCAUUUAUUAUAUAUAAAUAUUUAUUAUUAAAGUAAUGCUGUGAUUUUGAGUCUUAUUACCACCAUUUAAUUUAAAACAAUUUGUCAAUUAUUCAUAUAAAAGAAAUUGUAUAAUGUUUUUUAUGCUGAAACGUAUGUACAUUUGCUGAAAAAAGAAGAAAUUGUAAAAUAUUGUAUUAAAUUAAGCGAUUGCUUUUUUUAUCAAAAAAAGUCUUUAAAUGUAUUGCUAAUUUUAUAAUAGAAUUUACAUAUGUAAUUAUAAUUUUUUUUAUAAUUUAGCGCAUGGUAAUAGAGUUAAUUAUUUAAUAAAAAUAUAAGAAAAAAUUUCAACAAAAUAUUUAAAAA
Messenger RNA from Calliphora vicina (urban bluebottle blowfly), 3720 nucleotides. RefSeq names its product scavenger receptor class B member 1. Gene Ontology annotation, cellular component: cytoplasm; membrane. NCBI's taxonomy places the organism in Eukaryota, Metazoa, Arthropoda, Insecta, Diptera, Calliphoridae. Bases 488 to 2725 code for a protein of 745 amino acids. The transcript has 11 exons. The record is from RefSeq and is a predicted model, not a curated record. Gene Ontology annotation, molecular function: scavenger receptor activity.